Molecule: messenger RNA, 1579 nt
Organism: Dryobates pubescens (Downy woodpecker)
Lineage: Eukaryota; Metazoa; Chordata; Aves; Piciformes; Picidae
Product: cyclin-dependent kinase 9
Exons: 7
Coding region: 49-1167 (372 amino acids)
Biological process (GO): protein phosphorylation
Cellular component (GO): nucleus
Molecular function (GO): cyclin-dependent protein serine/threonine kinase activity; ATP binding
Source: RefSeq, a predicted model, not a curated record
GGGCGCGCGGCGUGGCGGAGGAGGAGCGGGGCUCGAGCUGCCGGCGGCAUGGCCAAGCAGUACGACAUGGUGGAGUGCCCGUUCUGUGACGAGGUCUCCAAGUAUGAGAAGCUCGCUAAGAUCGGGCAGGGCACCUUCGGGGAAGUUUUCAAAGCCAAGCAUCGUCAGACAGGCAAGAAAGUAGCACUGAAGAAAGUGUUGAUGGAAAAUGAGAAGGAGGGGUUCCCCAUCACAGCCUUGCGAGAGAUUAAAAUCCUUCAGCUGCUCAAGCAUGAAAAUGUGGUGAACCUCAUAGAAAUCUGCAGGACCAAAGCCUCUCCGUACAACCGCUGCAAGGGCAGUAUCUACCUUGUGUUUGACUUCUGUGAGCACGACCUGGCAGGCCUUCUCAGCAAUGCUCAUGUCAAGUUCACGCUUUCGGAGAUCAAGAAGGUUAUGCAGAUGCUAUUGAAUGGACUUUACUACAUCCACAGGAACAAGAUCUUGCAUCGAGACAUGAAAGCUGCAAAUGUCCUGAUAACACGUGAUGGAGUCCUGAAGCUUGCAGACUUUGGGCUGGCUCGAGCUUUCAGCCUGGCUAAGAACAGCCAGCCAAACCGCUAUACCAACCGGGUUGUGACUCUGUGGUAUCGCCCGCCAGAGCUGCUCCUGGGGGAGCGAGACUACGGCCCCCCCAUUGACCUCUGGGGUGCAGGCUGCAUCAUGGCAGAGAUGUGGACCCGCAGCCCCAUCAUGCAGGGGAACACAGAGCAGCACCAGCUCACUCUCAUCAGCCAGCUCUGUGGAUCCAUCACAACAGAGGUUUGGCCAAACGUGGAUAAAUAUGAGCUGUACCAGAAGUUGGAUCUCCCCAAGGGCCAGAAGCGCAAGGUGAAGGAUCGCCUGAAAGCUUACGUCAAAGACCCUUAUGCACUGGACCUCAUUGACAAACUGCUGGUGCUGGAUCCCGCCCAGCGAAUCGACAGUGAUGAUGCGUUGAACCAUGACUUCUUCUGGUCAGAUCCCAUGCCCUCGGACCUCAAAAACAUGCUAUCUACUCAUAACCAGUCCAUGUUUGAGUACCUGGCCCCACCACGCAGAAGAGGUGGACACAUGCCCCAGCAGCCGCCUAACCAAGGCAGGAACCCAGCCGCCACCAAUCAGACUGAAUUUGACAGGGUGUUUUGAGUGUGGGCUUCACCAGUGAGGCCUUUCCAUCUGGGAAGGGACUCUGUUCAAUGUGAGGUGCCUGUUGGCUUUAAUGGAGCUCUGCUGUCUCCUCAAGACACCGUCUCAGCUGCUGUAGAGCUGUGUGACCUGGGAGGUGAUGCCUGUAUUAAAUUUCUUUACCGUAGAUUUCCUGUACCAGAAUCUCAUAAAGAUAAAUAAUUUAAUGGAAUGGUACAGCAGCGGGGCCAGCUCAAGUUAGGUACCACUGGAGAGGAACCAUAAACAAAGAAAUCAUUGGACAGUUACACCCUUGCCAUCUAAGUUGCCCUCCCCUCACAUGGUUGUUCAGCCCAAUAGUUAUGUUUGGGUCUGAGGUCUUGCCGUCCCUCUUUGGAUCCUGUAUGUCCAGGCGGUCCCUUCCUUUUGUUAU